AUGGUUGCCACCAUGAGCGCUAUCCUCACCAAAAUCGAGAAAGCCCCAGGCCACACAGCUGUCAUGCAAGCCCUCACAACCAUCCAGAACGACCUGAAAACAACAGCAACAACGGUUCAGACAACGGCUGCGACAGUUCAGCAGACCGCCAUAUCAUCACAGCAAGUCGUCAAAAUAAGCCAGGACACGAAUGCAAUCACCAAAGAAGUCGCAAUGGCCGGCAAGCUGACAUCGACGCUGCUGAAGGAAACGAACGACAUUGCGAAAGCCAUACACUCUUCCCCAACUCCCAGAAGUUCAUAUGCCUCAGUACUUAGCAGCAAUGUCUCGCAAAUUAGCAAACCAAUCACAAUCUCUACACAAACACCAUCUCUAAUCCAAGCACAGCGUGAGAUCAUCGUGAAAAUCACUGACUCCACAACCAUUGAGAACCUAAGAGCGAAGAACCCACGCACCCUGCAGGGCCACGUAGACCGCGCGAUUGAACAGAGCAAGAACAAACACAUUGAGAACAUCUACAUCGUAUCGGCAAACUAA
Mollisia scopiformis is the source of this 537-nucleotide messenger RNA. RefSeq lists its product as uncharacterized. The transcript has a single exon. The record is from RefSeq and is a predicted model, not a curated record. Bases 1 to 537 code for a protein of 178 amino acids. NCBI's taxonomy places the organism in Eukaryota, Fungi, Ascomycota, Leotiomycetes, Helotiales, Mollisiaceae.